AUGAACGAGCCAACGUUGAUCGUUGAUAAUGGAGCCCAUACGAUAAAAGUACUAUGGGCCAAUGACCCUACCCAUCCCACCGCCUCGACUCCUCAGUCCGUCCUUGUCUCGCUUCGUUCACUCGAGAGCUCGGAGCUGAUUGCUUACCUCUGACGUUCCCCGUCGCACAGGGUCUACCGCAACGCCAUCAUCCGAUCCAAAACAGAGCGCAAGAAUUACAUCGCCGAUGAACUCGAUGACUGUCACGACUUUGGCGCGUUGACGAUGCGGUUGGCGUUCGAGAGGGUGAGCUUCGUACUGAGCGAGUUGGGUUCUGCCAUUAGCUGAUCGGACACGUGUCUUUCAGGGCAUCCUCAACAACUGGGACGUCGAGAAACAAGUCUGGGAUCGAAUAUUUUCCAACAAGGGUCGCGGACUGGCCGUGCGUCGUCGAUUGCUGGCCAGCAAACCCACUUCGCACAGACUUCUCACUCGCCCCCACCUCUUUCCCAGAUCGACCCCAGUGCAACCCGUUUCGUCAUCACCGAACCGAUGCACAACCUCCCCAACGUGAGAGAACACUACGACCAGAUACUCUUUGAAGAGCUCGAAGUAUCCGCCUGUCUUCGAAUACCCGGACCGCUCCUCGUCCCCUUCGGCCCAACAGCCACACGGCAAGAUGAAGCAGCCUCCACCGAAAAAGGGACACCCGAAUGUCUCAUCGUCGUCGAUGCCGGCUUCUCCUUCACCCAUGUUGUCCCCAUCUAUAAAGGCCGUUUGAUCGAGGAUGCGAUCCAACGCAUCGACGCAGGGGGCAAAUUGUUGACGAACCAUUUGAAGGAACUGGUCUCGUUUCGGCAAUGGUACAUGAUGGAUCAGACAAUGGUCAUGGAACGCGCAAAGGAAGAAUGUUGUUAUGUCACCAAUCAAUGGGAGACGGAUUGGACUUUGGCAAAGUGAGAUGCUUGCUCUUCUAGGUGAUGAGCAGUCGCUCUUUCGAGUCGUGAUGACUGACCCAUCCCUGGAUGCUUGCCACCCACAGUUCGAACCAAGCCCACCAGAUCGUUCGCACCUACGCAUUGCCGGACUUUUUGCCGGGUUCAAAGAACAAGCUAGGGUACCUUAGGGAUCCCAAUGCUGCACCGCCAUCACCUUCGGCUUUCCCCAUCGUCUCCGAAAUGCCUGGUUCGAAUGGGCAGGGCAACCCCGUUGCUGAGGAGCAGCUGCUGCAGUUGAACAAUGAACGCUUCACCGUCCCCGAAGUGUUGUUCAACCCUACGACAAUAGGUUAGCCAUCACAGACCUCCCCUCCCCUCCCCCAAUCACACUAACUCCAUUCAUCACCCACCUACAGACCUGAAUCAACAAGGACUCUCCGAAUGCAUAGCUUCUUGCAUCGCCUCCCUUCCCCUCCCUUUGCAAGGCCUCUAUUGGUCCAACAUCAUCCUCGUAGGAGGCAGCACAUCAUUCCCUGGAUUCCAAACCCGUUUGUUCAACGAACUUCGCUCUUUGGCACCUCAAGAGUUCUUCGUGAACGUAAGGCUGUCCAAAGAGCCGGUGUUGGAGAUUGUCAAAAGUGGGAAGGAGGGGGUUGAAAGCGGAGAGUUGGGGGCCUUGGUGAGUAGGAAGGAGUAUCUGGAAGUCGGGAGUGCGGGGUUGAAAAAGAGGUUUGGGAAGAGGUUCGAGGGGGGGAGAGGGGUGAUGCUGGAGGAGUUGGGCUUGUGA
This is a messenger RNA of Microbotryum saponariae, 1704 nucleotides long. NCBI's taxonomy places the organism in Eukaryota, Fungi, Basidiomycota, Microbotryomycetes, Microbotryales, Microbotryaceae. The record is from the annotation of a GenBank genome assembly.